This is a messenger RNA of Zingiber officinale, 2913 nucleotides long. Its product is annotated as elongation factor 2. Gene Ontology annotation, cellular component: ribonucleoprotein complex; cytosol. The coding region runs from base 167 to 2698 and encodes 843 amino acids. The record is from RefSeq and is a predicted model, not a curated record. Gene Ontology annotation, molecular function: GTP binding; GTPase activity; translation elongation factor activity. Gene Ontology annotation, biological process: translational elongation. The transcript is spliced from 3 exons. NCBI's taxonomy places the organism in Eukaryota, Viridiplantae, Streptophyta, Magnoliopsida, Zingiberales, Zingiberaceae.
GAAUGAAAGAGAAAGCUAUUUCGAUCAGAGGCGUCCAAUAUCUCACGGGACGCGCUAUAUAUAGUGUCUUCCGCAUCAAUCUAGGGUUUCAAGGCUAUACUCGGCGCCGCGCUUCCCAUCUCCGGAGAACAUAGCAUUUGUUGUCUGAACUUUAAAGACAGUCAAGAUGGUGAAGUUCACGGCUGAAGAGCUCCGCAGGAUUAUGGACUUGAAGCAUAAUAUUAGGAAUAUGUCUGUCAUUGCCCAUGUUGAUCAUGGUAAAUCUACUUUGACAGAUUCUCUAGUGGCAGCUGCUGGUAUUAUUGCACAGGAAGUUGCCGGAGAUGUUAGGAUGACAGAUACACGAGCGGAUGAAGCUGAACGUGGCAUUACAAUCAAGUCCACUGGAAUUUCUCUUUAUUAUGAAAUGACUGAUGAGUCUCUGAAGAACUUCAAGGGUGAAAGAGCUGGAAAUGAAUACCUCAUUAACUUGAUAGAUUCACCUGGGCAUGUUGAUUUUUCAUCCGAGGUCACAGCUGCUUUGCGUAUUACUGAUGGUGCGCUAGUUGUUGUUGACUGUGUUGAGGGAGUAUGUGUACAGACUGAAACAGUUCUUCGACAAGCCCUAGGAGAAAGAAUCAGGCCAGUGUUGACCGUCAAUAAGAUGGACCGUUGCUUCCUUGAGCUUCAAGUUGAUGGAGAAGAAGCAUAUCAAACAUUCUCUCGAGUUAUUGAGAAUGCAAAUGUCAUUAUGGCUACUUAUGAGGAUCCCCUUCUCGGUGAUGUCCAAGUUUAUCCAGAAAAGGGGACUGUUGCCUUUUCUGCUGGAUUGCAUGGAUGGGCUUUCACCUUGACCAACUUUGCAAAGAUGUAUGCAACUAAGUUUGGAGUUGAUGAGUCCAAAAUGAUGGAGAGGCUUUGGGGUGAGAACUUCUUUGACCCUGCAACAAAGAAAUGGACUACUAAGAAUUCCGGCUCUCCUACAUGUAAGCGUGGAUUUGUUCAAUUCUGCUACGAGCCGAUUAAGCAAAUUAUUGCCACCUGCAUGAAUGAUCAGAAGGAUAAACUAUGGCCUAUGCUGCAGAAGCUUGGUGUCACCAUGAAGUCUGAUGAGAAAGAGUUGAUUGGGAAGGCAUUAAUGAAGCGGGUCAUGCAAACUUGGUUGCCUGCCAGCACUGCCCUUCUUGAAAUGAUGAUCUUCCACCUUCCUUCUCCCUCCAGGGCACAGAGGUAUCGUGUUGAGAACUUGUAUGAAGGUCCGCUUGAUGAUAUUUAUGCAAAUGCAAUCAGGAACUGUGAUCCAGAGGGACCUCUUAUGUUGUAUGUCUCAAAGAUGAUUCCAGCUUCUGACAAGGGCAGGUUCUUUGCUUUUGGCCGUGUUUUCUCUGGAAGGGUUUCAACGGGCAUGAAGGUAAGGAUUAUGGGGCCCAACUAUGUUCCUGGACAGAAGAAAGAUUUGUAUGUUAAGAGUGUCCAGCGAACUGUUAUCUGGAUGGGUAAGAAGCAAGAGUCUGUGGAGGAUGUUCCUUGUGGAAACACAGUUGCUAUGGUUGGCCUGGACCAGUACAUUACCAAGAAUGCAACGUUGACCAAUGAGAAAGAAGUGGAUGCUCAUCCUAUUAGAGCAAUGAAGUUUUCAGUUUCUCCCGUGGUUCGUGUUGCAGUGCAAUGUAAGUUAGCUUCUGAUCUUCCAAAACUCGUAGAAGGGCUGAAACGGUUAGCCAAAUCAGAUCCCAUGGUGGUGUGUACAAUUGAGGAAUCUGGUGAGCACAUUGUUGCUGGUGCUGGUGAGCUGCAUCUUGAGAUCUGCUUGAAAGAUCUGCAGGAAGAUUUCAUGGGAGGAGCAGAGAUCAUUGUCUCCGAUCCUGUGGUUUCUUUCCGUGAAACUGUGUUGGAGAAAUCAUGCAGGACUGUUAUGAGCAAAUCACCAAACAAGCACAACAGACUCUACAUGGAAGCCCGGCCUAUGGAGGAAGGCCUUGCUGAGGCAAUUGAUGAUGGCCGUAUUGGCCCCAGAGAUGAUCCUAAAGUGAGAUCGAAGAUUCUAUCUGAGGAAUUCGGCUGGGACAAGGAUCUCGCCAAGAAGAUCUGGUGCUUUGGGCCUGAGACUACUGGUCCAAACAUGGUGGUUGAUAUGUGUAAAGGAGUUCAGUACCUUAAUGAGAUCAAGGAUUCUGUUGUAGCUGGAUUUCAGUGGGCUUCAAAGGAAGGAGCAUUGGCCGAAGAAAAUAUGCGUGCUAUUUGUUUUGAGGUGUGUGAUGUGGUGCUCCAUGCUGAUGCUAUUCACAGAGGUGGCGGUCAAGUUAUUCCAACAGCGAGAAGAGUCAUAUAUGCAGCUCAAUUAACUGCCAAACCAAGACUUCUUGAACCAGUCUACCUGGUGGAAAUCCAGGCUCCUGAGCAAGCUCUUGGCGGUAUCUAUGGUGUCCUUAAUCAGAAGAGAGGUCAUGUCUUCGAAGAGAUGCAGAGGCCAGGGACUCCCUUAUACAACAUCAAGGCGUAUCUUCCAGUCAUCGAGUCAUUUGGUUUCUCUAGCACUCUGAGGGCUGCCACAUCCGGGCAGGCCUUCCCACAGUGUGUGUUUGAUCACUGGGACAUGAUGUCAUCUGAUCCUCUGGAGCCAGCAUCCCAGGCUGGGCAGCUGGUGGCAGAUAUCAGGAAGCGCAAGGGCCUCAAGGAACAGAUGACUCCUCUCUCCGAAUUUGAAGACAAGCUUUAAGUUAAUGUGUCUCGUCAUGGUAUUUUCAUGUACUAUCGCUCUGCGGCCUCAUCUUGUAUCACUUGUUGCGAAGUUACCUCCCUGUUUCAUUUACGGAUUGCCUAUCUAUUUAUCGUCUUGAAAUACUUUCAACAUUAUGAUAUUGUGCUUCUACUCUUAACAGACUAUUUGCAACGUGAAAUAAAAUUAGACUUGAGUUUGUAGUUCUUGGACAA